Messenger RNA from Impatiens glandulifera, 791 nucleotides. RefSeq names its product thioredoxin-like protein CITRX, chloroplastic. The transcript is spliced from 4 exons. Gene Ontology annotation, biological process: cell redox homeostasis; plastid organization. The record is from RefSeq and is a predicted model, not a curated record. Gene Ontology annotation, cellular component: thylakoid. The coding region runs from base 62 to 619 and encodes 185 amino acids. NCBI's taxonomy places the organism in Eukaryota, Viridiplantae, Streptophyta, Magnoliopsida, Ericales, Balsaminaceae. Gene Ontology annotation, molecular function: protein-disulfide reductase activity.
UAAGAAUUUUAUUUUCUUCUUCUUCUUCUCUAACUAGUCAGUCAGUCCCAUUUGAACAGAGAUGUCAAUCGCUCUACCCGCCGUCGCCGCCGCCGUUUUCACCGUAAACUUCUCCCUCCGCCCACCGCUUACACCUUGCGGCAAACAGUCUUCUCCCUUCAAAACGCAUCAUUCUUCUUUCCUCUCCGCUUUUACCAGACCUACUUCGCAAACUACUACACAAGCUUCACCUCCAUUCCGGAGAAAAUUGCUCUGCCCUCCGGUCGCCGGCAAGCACGUCAGAGAAGAUUAUCUCGUCAAGAAGUUAAGUGCAGAGGAGAUCCAAGAACUUGUUAAGGGAGAUCGAACUGUGCCACUCAUAAUUGAUUUUUAUUCAACUUGGUGCGGUCCUUGUAUUUUGAUGGCUCAAGAACUAGAAAUGCUUGCUGUUGAGUUUGAGAAGAAUGCUUUGAUAGUUAAGGUUGAUACAGACGACGAAUAUGAGUUUGCGCGUGACAUGCAGGUUCGAGGUUUGCCAACUUUGUAUGUCUUCAGUCCGGAUCCAAACAAAGAUGCAAUUCGCGCGGAAGGGCUUAUACCAAUACAGAUGAUACGUGACAUCGUCGAAAGCCAAAGGUGACAAGAGAACUAAAGGAAUGUCAUUCUUCAAACUUGUAUUAGGUAAGGGAUAGUUUUGAUUCUUUGAGAGUGAUUGAUAUUGCUAAAGAUUGUAGCUUUUGGCAAAUGUAUUGUUUGUGGAUUAGAAUAUAAUAUUAUCUGAUCAUCAUUUCUAGGGUAUAAAUUAAUUAUCU